This is a messenger RNA of Abrus precatorius (Indian licorice), 1263 nucleotides long. Its product is annotated as transcription factor ILR3-like. The record is from RefSeq and is a predicted model, not a curated record. Gene Ontology annotation, biological process: intracellular iron ion homeostasis; regulation of DNA-templated transcription. Lineage: Eukaryota; Viridiplantae; Streptophyta; Magnoliopsida; Fabales; Fabaceae. Bases 28 to 813 code for a protein of 261 amino acids. The transcript has 5 exons. Gene Ontology annotation, molecular function: DNA-binding transcription factor activity; protein dimerization activity.
GUGUGUGGUGAUAGUUGAAGGGCAUUGAUGUCCCACUAUGAGUCUCUUGUAUCAAAGACCACUCUCACCUUCAUUCAUGUAUUUUUCUCUCCAUACAUUAUAGUAUUAAUCAUAUCUUUUCUUCUCAACUCCGACAUACCCUUUAGGCCGGAGAUGGGCGAUAGCAAUUGGGUGUUGGAUUAUGGUGAUCUUGAUGACAUUCCCCUCCCUACCCUUCACCCACCAAAUUUCACUUGGUCCUCCUCUCCUCCUCACACCCUCAGUGUGGAGCUAGAUGAGUCAUUUAGAAAUUUGGAUGGUUUCAAGGAAACUGGGUCAAGAAAACGUUUGAGUUCAGGAUGGUGCAAUCCAUCUGCUUCCAAAGCAUGCAGAGAGAAAAUGCGAAGGGAUCGACUGAACGACAGGUUUUUGGAAUUGGGCUCUAUUUUGGACCCUGCGAGGCCUCUGAAAAUGGACAAGGCUGUUAUAUUAAGUGAUGCUGUUCGAAUGGUGUUUCAGUUACGAGAGGAAGCUCAGAAGCUUAGAGACUCUACCCACAAUCUACAGGACAAAAUCAACCAAUUGAAGGCUGAGAAAAAUGAGCUUCGUGAUGAGAAGCAGCGACUAAAAGCAGAGAAAGAGAGCAUUGAGCAGAAGCUUAAAGCAUUGAGUUCACAACCUAGCCUUUUGCCUGCGUUUCCUGCACAAGGACAAGCUGUUGGCAGCAAGGUGGUGCCAUUCAUGGGCUACCCAGGAGUUGCCAUGUGGCAGUUUUUACAACCUGCUGCUGUUGAUACCUCACAGGACCAUCUACUUAGGCCCCCAGUUGCAUAACUUGCCAAAGAAAUGGUCUUUUUAUUCUACAAAAUGUUAACAUUGGUCCUUAAAAUUGAUUUUAAACAAUUAAAAUAUAAAAUUAUAAUACCUUUUUAAUAAAAAUUUAUUACUUUUAAGUGCUUAAAAUUUAUUUUAAGGACUGAUGUAUUUCAAAAUAUGUGAUAUCGCUUGUGCAUCUGAGAAAUGUAGGGAAAAAACAGAGUUCUAAGAGGUCCUACUCACUGUAGAGGCAACUUUUUGGUAGCUACUUUACUUCAUGUUAUAUGUUCAGCCAAAUUGAGUUUGUUUUUUAUUUUAUAAUUUGGUAAAAAAUGCUGUUGAACGUCACAUACUUUUCUGGGAUUCUUGCAUUUGGAUGUUGGUUAUUUGAUGACCUCUCCAACUUGCUUAUUAGUUCUUUUGGAAAGAAUAUACAAUUUUAUUUUGGUCAGAAAAAAUAUGCAACAA